UGUAAAGCUUUUAAAAAAACAAAAAUGAUUUCUUCUGCGGGUUUAUUUGGUUUAGCUUUAAAACUUUGGAUGAUUCUGACUCAUGAAGCAAGUUUUUCAUCUUAAUCCUGCAACCUGCCACAAAUCUCUCCAUUUUAGACAUUUUACAUUUGCUUUUCGUCUGUACAGGGCUUUUAUUAUGAAACUCUGGGACACGAAUAAGCCCUUUGGGCGCAUGCGUAGAAGAAGCAGGUUUGCAGCAGCGGUUCUCCUGAGGCGCGGACCGAGCCGGAGCACGGUGUAGUAUCCCCCCGCUCAGUACUCGGGUUACUGCAGUAGUCAUGUGUACUCUUGAGUAUCUGAAGGACUUUAUCCAGCGGAGGCUGACGGCAGCCGCGGAGGAAAUCUUCAGCGAGGUGGAGAAAACCUUCGUGCAGUACGAGGAGGAGCUCGACCGUCACCGGCGGCUGCAGCGGAAGCUGCUCCUCACAGACCUCCCACAGCAACGUGAAAAUGGAGAGGAGGAGAUUCUUACUGACCAGGAGAGACCCUCAGGUGUGGACCAGGAUGAACCACAGCAACCACGGAUUAAAGAGGAACAGGAGGAACUCUGCACCAGUCAGGAGAACCCCCAACCUCCACAGAUAAAAGAGGAGGAGGAAGAAGUUAGCACCAGCCUAGAGGACCCAGAAUCUUCACAGAUUAAAGAAGAAGGGAAGGAACCAUGCACCAGUCAGGACGGAGAGCAGGUCGUGCUGAAGGAGGAGACUGAUACCUUUACGGUGACUCCUGUUCACGAGGAAGAUGGCUGCAGUGAAGCAGGACCAAACAAUGUUCUGCUCUCCCCUCUGAGCCCUCCUGACGCUGAGAAUGGGAAGAAGUACUAUCGUAUUUACACAAUGAAAUAUCUUGAAAGAAUUCAGACAGUUGACAAAAGAUACUGUUGCAAAAUAUGUGGGAAAGGUUUCGCUCACAGGUGUAACUUGGUGGACCACAUGAGAAUUCACACUGGUGAAAAGCCAUACACAUGUGAAACAUGCGGGAAAAGUUUCAACAGAGUUGGUAAUUUUAAUGCCCACAUGAGAAACCACACGGGUAAGAAGCCCUAUGCUUGUGAAACGUGCGGGAAAGGUUUUAAUCAUCGAUGCAAUUUGGUGGACCACGUGAGAAUUCACACAGGUGAGAAACCAUACACAUGUGAAACAUGUGGGAAAAGUUUCAAUCGAGUUGGUAAUUUUAAUGCCCACAUGAGAACUCAUGCAAGUAAGAAGAUGUUUUCUUGUGAAACCUGCGGGAAAGGUUUCAAUAGAAGGGGCCACUUUAAUGCCCACCUGAAAACGCACACAGGUGAGAAACCUUAUCCCUGUUACACGUGUGGGAAAACGUUUAUAAAUGCAUCAAGGCUCAAAUUUCACAUGAUAAUUCACACCGGUAAGAAACCCUAUUCUUGUGAAACAUGUGGGAAGCGUUUCAUUCGAAAAGUGCACUUGACCACCCACGUGAGAAUUCACACAGGUGAGAAACCUUAUCCCUGCGAGGUAUGUGAGAAAAGAUUUAUUGACGCGUCAACGUUAAAGUGUCACAUGAGAACUCACACAGGUGAAAAACCGUAUGUUUGUAACAUCUGUGGGAAAGCAUUUUCUGUCUUAUCGACCUUUAAAAGUCACACCUCGGUUCAUACAGGUGAGAAACCGUAUUCCUGUGAAAUAUGUGGGAAAACAUUCAGUCGCAGUGGUCACUUGACUGUACACGUAAGAACUCACACGGGUGAGAAGCCAUACUCGUGUAAAACAUGUGACAAAACUUUCAGUCAAAGGCAUCAUUUGACUUCCCACAUGAGAUCUCACACAGGUGAGAAGCGGUAUUCUUGCCAAAUGUGUGAGAAAAGCUUUGUUCAAAGCAGUCAUUUGUGGCGCCACAUGCGAACUCACACAGGCGAGACAUCGUCGUCCUGAAACAUCUCUGUGGGAUUAUCUUCAAGUGACGCUUAGGAAAAUAAAAGAGGUUAACAGAGGAACUUUCAGAUCUCAGAGCUCUGUAGUUUAUUGCAUGUGACAAAGUACUCGAUGGAUCAAAUGAAUCAUGAUUUGAUCCGACAGUGAGGCUGUCAGAUUUGUCCGGUCUGUAAGUUUUGAUUUUUACAGAAACACGUUGCAUAUUUUGAAAAAUGCUGCCUUUCGUCUCCUCUUUUGUUCACUUUUGUGCUGUUCUCAUGAUGUAAACAUGAGAAAAAGAAGUUAAUGUUACAACAUGUUAAGGCUUUUACUUUUUCCUAUCUCUCUUCUUUUUCUCGUCACCGCAGGUCACUGCAGACCUCAUUCUGGGAUGUGAACCUUACCCAUAAAGCACUUUGAGAUGACUGUUAUUGUGAACUUGGCAGUGUUGGAAGGUUACUUUUAGAAUGUAUUCCACUACAGAUUACAUAAUACAUGCCCCAAAAUGUAGUUUGUAACUUAUUUCAUUAAAUUACUUAAUGCCAGUAACAUGUUCUGAAUACUUUAGAUUACUUGAUAUAUUGUCAUGGUUUUUACAACUAAAUGGAUGUACUGUGUGAUUUAUUACUAUUACUGAAGGCUACUUGCCACUGAGCUAAUAUUGUUAGCUGGCGUUAGCUGAGGUUAGUUCAUAGACUGCUUUAGGAACUGCACAUGAUUAUUUGCACCUAGCAGGCUGUUAAUGCUUUCCACCAAGUCUAGCAGUCUGCAGUCUAAUAGUACUAAAUCACACAGCAGUAGUAAAAUCGAAGAUACUGAAGUGGCACAUAACCCAGGUAGCUACCACAACUAAAACAAGGUAGCUGCAGUAGGCUAAUGUUAGUUUUAAAAAAAGAGCUUACUUCCAGAUGUUUCGUUACGUUGGAGUCUUUUGAUGCUGAGAGCAGCUUGGUUGCUGACAAACAGUUUUCAUUGCACGGUCAGAUUUCAUCCCUUUCUUCUUUAAAUAUGAAGUAUUGUUGGAAAUUCCAAGUAAUAAAUGUAUUCCUACCUGUGCACUGUUGGUUCUGUUGUGCUGGCUCCAGGUCCAUUGUGUAACUGAUGCCACCAACAUUAACAGGACGCUUGCAUCAGAGCCUUUAUUGUGUGUUUGUUUGGGUUUCUGACAAUGCGUUUAAAAAUUAGAGAGGGGACAGCCGAACAUAUGAAACAUAUGUAUGUAUCAUAUGUAUUUAUUUCAACAAAGUAACGGUUUUCUAAUUAUCACCUUUUUAAACGGUAACUGUAACAGAAUACAGUUACUCACAUUUUGUAUUUUAAAUGUCUUCCAUUACUCCCCAACACUGGAACUUGCUCUAUUGAUAAAACUGGCUUGAGCUGAGCAGAGGUUCCAUCUUACUUUGUCUUUGUUUGCAUGUUUAUGCGUCACGUUUCUCUUUCUUUGUGCGGCUGGAUUUACAGGAAGUGUUCCAGCUCCCGCACCAUUAGUGUAGUGUCUAGUAUUACAAUAGUUUUCUCAUUAUUUUAAGUAUAUCUUUCCAAAGAGUCUUUUUUUACAUCAGUGUUUCUCCAUGAAAACACUUCCUGAGUUUGGUCAGUUUUAGUAGAAUUUAUUUUUUUUUGCUUAGUUUAUAUUUUUGUCUAUUUUAUGAUUACAGUCUUUUCACUGUUUCACUCACUGCUGUAGAUGAACCUGUAGAAAUAAAAUUUCUUUUGUCAAAGAAACCUGAUAA
Haplochromis burtoni (Burton's mouthbrooder) is the source of this 3646-nucleotide messenger RNA. Its product is annotated as gastrula zinc finger protein XlCGF57.1. NCBI's taxonomy places the organism in Eukaryota, Metazoa, Chordata, Actinopteri, Cichliformes, Cichlidae. The transcript is spliced from 2 exons. Bases 321 to 1934 code for a protein of 537 amino acids. Gene Ontology annotation, cellular component: nucleus. The record is from RefSeq and is a predicted model, not a curated record.